This is a messenger RNA of Emericellopsis cladophorae, 1449 nucleotides long. RefSeq lists its product as uncharacterized. The transcript has 4 exons. Gene Ontology annotation, biological process: regulatory ncRNA-mediated gene silencing. The record is from RefSeq and is a predicted model, not a curated record. NCBI's taxonomy places the organism in Eukaryota, Fungi, Ascomycota, Sordariomycetes, Hypocreales, Bionectriaceae. Gene Ontology annotation, cellular component: ARC complex. The coding region runs from base 1 to 1449 and encodes 482 amino acids.
AUGACUGAUAGUGACAUUGGAACCCCGGUAUCUGCUUCGCCUGCGAACGAAGCAGCUGCCCAUGAACAACCUGCGUCAGCCUUCAACGUUAUCGACCCUCUCGUGGACGAUUCGUUCAAGGAGACUAAGACAAAGAAGAGAAAGAAGAGCAAAGGGAAGACCGCAGCAGCUCGAGGGGCCACGGCACUACCACAGAGCAGAGGCACUGGCUUGGAAGAAUAUUUUGCCGAUCCUCCCAUGACGUCUCAAGAGGCGAAGGAAGAGGAAGAAAAUAUCUACUCAGCUGACCUGCCUUUCGAAGAGCGCAUUCAAUCUUGCAUCACACGCUUCCGCACUCGCCGCCGUCUGCAGGCCCCGUACAACCGCUACUUUGACGAAUACCUGUUCCUUGGUGGCAUCGACUCCAACCCCAACCCUUUCGGCGGCCAGGACCCAAAAGCACUCAAGAGCCUCACACCAGCGGAGCGACGCGAAGCGACCUCGACGGGCUAUGUCCACCAGGGCCAAGGCGACCAGAAGUUCUACAACGGCGACGAUGAGCACUGGUCUGUGGACUUCGCAGGCGUCGCGGCGGGCUUCUUCUCAAACAUGGUGCCCAAGAUGACUGGACUGGAGGAGACGUCCCUGAAGCAGGCAGUCACAGUUGUUGACAACUUUCUGCGCUACGUGCUUCAGCACGACGUCUGUCCUGAGUACCAGGAAGACGUCAAGAGGGCCAUCCAAGUCUGCGAAGACGCCCUUGUCGAGUGGCAGAUGAUGGUCCGCUUGCAAGGUGCAUUUCCCGGCCUCUUCAAUCUCGCUGCGGCAAAAGUGUUUGGCGUUCACGAAGAGAGUGAUUGGUAUGUGUCCGAUUCUUACAAGGAGGAUGUCGACCCGACUCUUGUGCUCAUGACUUCUCUCGCCUUGCUGGAAAAUCCAAAGGACUUAGCAAAAAUGCCCCGGCCACAUCACAAGGUCAUCCGACAGUUUGACUGCACUGUCGAGAUUAGCGACAUUCAGCGCCUGCUUGAGAUUCUUUGCAAGCGUUUCAAAGGGGUCGAGGUGGAUGGGUCGCCAUUGAGGCUGACCCCUAUUGGCAAAAUCAGAGUCAUCCCUGCCACCAUCGAAGACGAGCUGUUCCAUCCCAAGGUUAGCAACCCGUUCGCUAAGGGCUUCAUGACGCUGUAUUUGGACGACGACAUUCUGGCGAACAUGAAGGUUGGCAUUAAGAUGGAGAUCACGGUCUGUCAGACAGAUUCGGACCUCAAGUUCAUCAAAGCGAUACGCCAGAUUGUGCCGUCAUUCUACACAUUUCUCCCACAGGAGAUGAUGCGGCAGUUUCGCGAGCCGCGCCUAAAUGAUCGACCAGCUAGGUCGGUCCAUGACAUUGUGAAUGAUGGCAGUGCCGAGUGGGAGGCGUACCAGGAGAAGUUGAAGACACAGCAGCUCGAAGCUGUCGCUGAGAAGUGA